Molecule: messenger RNA, 795 nt
Organism: Closterium sp. Naga37s-1
Lineage: Eukaryota; Viridiplantae; Streptophyta; Zygnematophyceae; Desmidiales; Closteriaceae
Source: the annotation of a GenBank genome assembly
AUGGCAAAUCCCGAGUUGCACACACACGUGGCGAGGCCGCCCUCCUUCACGCACGAGGCGUUGGGGUCGCAGUCCAGCAGCGCGCACGAGUCUGGCGGAUUGGGAUCACGGAUGGUGGGGAUCACGGAUGGUGGGGAUCACGGAUGGUGGGGAUCACGGAUGGUGGGGAUCACGGAUGGUGGGGAUCACGGAUGGUGGGGAUCACGGAUGGUGGGGAUCACGGAUGGUGGGGAUCACGGAUGGUGGGGAUCACGGAUGGUGGGGAUCACGGAUGGUGGGGAUCACGGAUGGUGGGGAUCACGGAUGGUGGGGAUCACGGAUGGUGGGGAUCACGGAUGGUGGGGAUCACGGAUGGUGGGGAUCACGGAUGGUGGGGAUCACGGAUGGUGGGGAUCACGGAUGGUGGGGAUCACGGAUGGUGGGGAUCACGGAUGGUGGGGAUCACGGAUGGUGGGGAUCACGGAUGGUGGGGAUCACGGAUGGUGGGGAUCACGGAUGGUGGGGAUCACGGAUGGUGGGGAUCACGGAUGGUGGGGAUCACGGAUGGUGGGGAUCACGGAUGGUGGGGAUCACGGAUGGUGGGGAUCACGGAUGGUGGGGAUCACGGAUGGUGGGGAUCACGGAUGGUGGGGAUCACGGAUGGUGGGGAUCACGGAUGGUGGGGAUCACGGAUGGUGGGGAUCACGGAUGGUGGGGAUCACGGAUGGGGCGUGCGGCACUAAGGGGCGUGCGGCACUAAGGGGCGUGCGGCACUUCCCUGAAGGCGGCACUUCCCUGAAGGCGGCACUUCCCUGA